Molecule: messenger RNA, 3537 nt
Organism: Cyclospora cayetanensis
Lineage: Eukaryota; Apicomplexa; Conoidasida; Eucoccidiorida; Eimeriidae
Exons: 12
Coding region: 1-3537 (1178 amino acids)
Biological process (GO): post-transcriptional regulation of gene expression
Cellular component (GO): cytoplasm
Molecular function (GO): mRNA binding
Source: RefSeq, a predicted model, not a curated record
AUGCAAUUGAGUCCUCCUAGUCCGUCCCGCAGCAGGGGCGGUUCCAGCAGGCUCCUUGGCGAGGAAAAAAAAACGGCGAGUCGUCCUCCUAAGGGGUCUUAUCUCCCUUCCGAACUGCUGAUCGGAGGCUGCAGCUCGCGCUGGUCACCCUCGAUCCCCUUGGCGAAUCCGCAUCCUGGGGGGGAUGGCGAAGCCGCCCCCCCCCUGGGGGGCCCCCCCGCACCGCCAGCCUUCGGGAAAGCAGGCUCCUCCCCGCCUCCCGGAGGUGACCUUCUCUCGCCUCCCUGGGAGCCAGAGGCGAAAGAGCUCGACGCAGGGGGCCCCUCGGAUCAGCGCCUGUCGCUUUUGAGCACAGCCAGCGAAAGCACAGCCGUCUCCCUGCUUACUGGCGCUCUCCUUAGCCCAGCCGAGUGUCUCGGGGGGGGGCCCCCCUCGAGGAGCCCAGCCUCCCCGCUCAGCCCAGCCUUCUUGCUCGUGGGGGACCAAGGCAGUGGGGGCCCCUCAACUGUCUCUUCCCACAGGCCUAGUUUCCAAGACGGGCUGUCUCCGGCGCCGCAGCUUGCCGACGUGCUGCAAGGUCGUCUGCUGCUGGCCCCUCCGGAGCGGCAACACGAGGCGCUGCAGGCUCUCGGGUGCAGCGCUCGGGAGAGCAGCUGCAAGCAGCAGCCGUUGCCGCGCUUGCUCAUCGAAGGUGAGGAGGGUGGCGGCAAAUCUAGGGGCCUCCCCGAGGAGGGCUUGCGAGGCUCCCGCGGGAGGCGAGCUCCCUGCUGCCACCACGGCGCAGAGCCAUUCGUGGCUCCUGCAAUGCAGCCGGCUUUCCAGCGGCGAAUGCCAAAUGCGUCCUGUCUCCUCCCUCUGAACGCCGCUAUUCACCAAAACUCUUGCAGUAGCAGCUCUGCAAGUAGCAGUGCCACCUUUCAAGGAUGCGGCGAUGAGGAAGUGCCGCCUCCCCAACAGCAACUGCUGCAACUCCAGCAGGGGGGGCCGCGUAGUGCAGCCGAAGGCAGCAGCAGCGGCGCCGAGGGCUUGUGGAGACUCCCCGGAGACUCUGCAGUGGAAGCACUUCUUGCGUUGUUGCAGCAGCAUCCAGCCCAAAUCCAACCCGGCCGGCAGCAGCAGCAGCAACAGCAACAGCAGCCACUGGAUCUCGUGCCUUCCAGGAAGGCCUCUCCCGCGGAGGGGCCUUUCAACUCUUGGCACAGUCGGGAGCUUAUAGAACCACGACAGCGAGGGCUUUCAGAGCAGACGUCUGCUACCGUUGCUGCUGCGGCUGCAGUCGAUGAUAAUGCCCCUCAACUGGAAUGCCCCAGAGGCGACAGCAACGCGCCAGGCGGUAACAGUGUAGCAGAUGGGCUGAAGGAGGGAACUGUUGAAUCGCAAGUCUUGCUGCACUUGAUGCAGCGCUUGGAGGAAGGCGGCACAGGAAGUCGCGUGUCGCUCUCGCUUCAGCAGCAGCAGGAUGCCAACAUUCAAAGGAUGACAGAGAGCCUAGGGCUGCUGGAUCUCAGCGAGGACAGCAGCGCCGGCAGGAAGGUAAGUUCAUUCAAAGGUUCCGGCGUGCCUCCUGCGAAACAGCAGCCGCAUCAACAGCAACAGCUCGCUGAAGAGCAGCUUUUGAUGCUGCCGUCUUGCUUGAAAAAAAAUAGCGAAGUGUGUGAGGAGGGACGCUUUGGAGCUGGUGGCCGACAGCGGCGCCGGAGAGAGAGACGCAAAGAAGGGAGAUUUUCUGUCUCUUCUACCGCAGGACGCGAUCCUCUAGAGUUUUCUACCAACGCCCUAGGAGCCAACAUCAUCGUGCAAGUACUCGAUAAUGCCACGGAGGAUGCGAGGAGGCUGCUGCUGACGCAGUUGGUGCCCCACAUCCGAAGCCUCUCAGCAGACGCUGCUGGGAGCACCAUCGUGCACAAACUCUUGGAAAUCUGCCCUUCGGAGGAGAAGAAACUGCUGCAUGCGCAGCUGCUUAUAGACGUCCAGCGGUUGUCUUUGCGGACUUAUGGUUGCCGCGUCAUCCAGAAGGCCCUUCAUACUCUUGAUGAGGACGACCGAGUGACACUGGCGAGGGGUCUGGAGGGCAGUGUGUUGACUUGCAUCGGUGACCAGAACGGAAACCACGUCAUACAAAAGUGCAUCGAAAGGCUGCCGAGGGGCGGUGCUCAGUUUGUCUUGGAUGCAAUUGCGGGACAGGAGGCGAGCCUCGCCUCCCACUGUUACGGCUGUCGGAUCAUUCAGCGUCUUGCCGAGGCUUGUGACAUUGAACAAAUCACCCCGAUGCUGGAUGCAGUCAUGGCUUCUCUGCGCUCUUUGACUGAAGAUCAGUUCGGGAACUACGUCAUUCAGCACCUCCUAGAAUACGGAAGACAACGAGAUAAGGAGGAAAUCGUGGAGCUGCUGAAGGCCAACCUGUCGAAACUCGCUACUCAGAAAUACGCAUGCAACGUUGUAGAGAGGGCGUUAAGCCUCAACACGCUUGGUCGAGCGCAGUCCGAGCUGCUAGCGGUCGCGCUGCAUCCCGACACACAAAAGGGAGCCCCCGUCACCGCUCUCAUGCUUGACAGAUAUGGCAACUAUGUCGUCCAGCGGAUGGUGGAGGUUGCAGAAGGGAAGCAGCGAGAGGUCCUCUUUCGCCGUUUGCUUGAUCACCUGCCCCUCCUGCGCAGCUGCACAUACGGAAAACACAUUGUCGCCGCUUUGGACCGUCUAGAGGUUGGCGGUGUCUCGUCAGGGGAGGCAUUGGCGAGCUCGUCGGCAACGGACAGCAGUGCAAGUGCAGCGCUACCAGCUCGACGCCGAGGAUCGACUCAGCAGCAGCAGCAACAGCCGCAGCAGCAGCAGAAACAAGCAGGGCUUGUGUCACCUUCUGUGAGCCGGCGUAAGACGGUCCCUCAAGAUGCUCGCAGCCAAAAGCAAGGAAGAAAACGGCAAGUGUCUCCCAGGCAGGCGGCACGAUCAAGUGCAGCGACGGGUUUGGGGGGCUUUGAAGACAUCUCCCUGGAAGCUCCCAUCGAUUACAGCAUUUCGAGAGGAUGGCAGCAGCAUCACUUGAGGAAAGCCUCAGGACCCCCCCCCCAACGCAGUACUAGAGACGGAGGAGGAGGGUCUCCUCCAGGAGGUCAUAUAGGACUGCAGCAGCGGCAGCAGCUACUGCGGCUUCUGGAUGGCCAGUCUGGUGUUACCGCCUGCACUUCCGAGGAAUUGCAGCUGCAGUUGGAUGUAUCUCCGACUGCGGCGCUCCUGGGGCAAGACAACCGGGGGGCCCCUUUUGCACAGGCAGAGCCCAGUACCUGUGGACGAGGCGAACGACAGGAGGGCCCCUCCGUUCUUGCCGCCAGCAAUGGCCUUUCGGACUUGCUUGGGAUAUGGAGGAAGCAGCAGCCUUCAUUGUUUAACGGCGGAUCUGGCGUAUGCCAGCCAGCGCUGGUAGAAAGCAGCAGCAGUCCAGGUAAGGAGGGAACAGGCAGUUCUGCAGGCAUUCAAAAUGAGUGGGGGUGGGGGCGGACGCCCCUCUUUUACCACCAGCCUCCUCCUCCAACGUGGUAA